AUGAACGAUAACAAAGAUAACAAAACAGCAAUUUGCGAAUAUUCGAAAACGCACAAUUAUUCUCAUUCAGCAAGAAUGAAGAUGACUAAAAGUGCACCCGGUCAACUUCAAUGUUGUAUCGCCGAUGAAGAAAAAAUAGGAAUAUAUGCAACUUCACAGUGUAAUCAUAGAAUAUGUUAUGUGUGUUGUCUUAGAUCAAGAUUUUUGUUUAAAUCUUUUAAUUGUGCAUAUUGUAGAACAUAUCAGCAUCAAGUUUUUUUCACAAGAAAUCCAAAGAAAUCUUUUAAUUCACAACAUAAGCAAUUAUUUUUUAAGCUACCAAAUCUUGAUAUAUUUUGCGAAGAUAAAUCAAUAUACGAAAAAUCAAUGGAAUUUAUCAGACUCAAAUGUCCAAAGGAUGAUUGUCGUUUUCAAUGUAAUAAUAAUGAAAAUGGAUUAUUUGAACUUUUAAAUCAUGUUAGAAAAGUUCAUAAAUUAACUUUUUGUGAAUUGUGUCUAUUUAGUAGAAACCUUUUUAUCAAGGAACAUAAAUUAUAUACAAAGUAUGAAUUGAAACGACAUUUCCAUGGAGAUGAUUCUAUAGAUUCCAAAAAUUUCAAUUUUAAAGGUCAUCCGGCAUUAAUCACAACAAUCAUAGUGGCAGCAUCGUUGACAGUAGAAGAAGAAAUGAUGAGGGGGAAGAAAAUCAAAACGAAGUAA
Molecule: messenger RNA, 699 nt
Organism: Entrophospora candida
Lineage: Eukaryota; Fungi; Glomeromycota; Glomeromycetes; Entrophosporales; Entrophosporaceae
Source: the annotation of a GenBank genome assembly